Messenger RNA from Owenia fusiformis, 2078 nucleotides. NCBI's taxonomy places the organism in Eukaryota, Metazoa, Annelida, Polychaeta, Sabellida, Oweniidae. The record is from the annotation of a GenBank genome assembly.
AUGGAUAAAUUAAACAUUGUAAUGAACUCCAUUAUCUUUACCCAAGAUAUAAACAAUUCUACAAAAACUGAGGAUGUAUUUGGUGAUAAACUGCACAAUUUUGUUAAGCAAGACCAAGGAAAGGUUAUCUUUUCAGGAAGCCUUGCUGAGGGAAUAGCAUUUAUGCAAGAUGAGCCCCUUGAUAUAGAAAUCAAUUAUGAUGGACUUAAUCGCAGAAGAACAUUUGACAUGGACAUUAUGUAUGAGGACAUGACAUAUGUUGUUCUGGAUGAUAUUAUGAUCGGUAAACCUAAGGAGUCUUUUCGUGAUAUAGGCUUGGUGCCACUAUUUUUCAGACAAAAAUCUCAAGAAAACCUAAUGAUCGUAUACAUCAAUAUGGCUGUAUCCCAGAAAAUAUUUUUUAAGAUCACAAAUGGUAAAAUGAAAUUUGAUGGGCAAAAGCUUAUUGAAUUCCAAAAGUUGGAACCAUUUGACUUUACAAGAUCGACAGAAAAUCUUAUGGCAGUCCCCAAGAAUUCCCAUUAUUAUUUGGCAAAAUUUUUGGAGAAACUUUCCGUGAUUCCUGAAAAAUGUUUUUGCCACUUUGAGCAUGGACAUAAUCGUUAUGGCGAUCUUUGCCGUUGUUGCAAAAAUAACAGUGAUGUAAAGUUUUCAGAGAAUGACAUUACAACCCGUUGUUGGACAGAUCAGAGACGUAUACACGGACCUGCUGUAAAUGAAGCUGUAUUUAUUGAGAAUAAUUUGGAAACUAAUAAAUCUAAGAAUGCCCAUGGGCUUUACACAACUCUAGGAAAAGCAUCCGUUUACAUUGAUCAUGUGCCAGCAAUUUCUGUCUAUCUAUGGCCAGUGGAUGGAUUAGAAUUUUUUUUCCGUAAAACAUCGAGCGGAUGGCCAUGUAAGAAACUAUUACAAAAGAUUGUUUCAUCUGGAUGUCAUGUGGUUCCUCGAGGAUCUCUUCCUGUACCCGAAACCAAAUUCAAAAUGUAUUUGUCUAUGUUUCAUAGAGCAUCAGGAUGUGUUGAGUGGAGCUGGUCAUUUUCAGUAGCCGAGAAACAGCUUGUAUGGAGCUUAAAUAGAACACAAAUAAGAUGCUUUCUUUUCCUGAAAUAUUUGUACAAGUAUUCAGAAAAAUGUUAUUCAGUUAUGAAGGACUUAGAAUACAAGGAUGCAUUGGAGUCAUUUCACAUGAAAUGUACCAUGUUUUGGCUUUGUGAAGAAGUAGAACAAUCUGAAUGGAUGAGAGAGAAUGAAGCGAAGUGUUUUAUGAAACUUAUAGACAAGCUGUUAGGGUAUCUCAAGAAUGGGGUCCUGCCUCAUUACUUCAUACAAGAACAUAAUGUGCUACAUGAUAUGUCUGCUGUAGGGAGGGAGAUAAAUAUCAAAGCAUUGACGUCUAUCAAGGAAUCUACAUGUGCUGUGCUCUGUUAUGCAUUCCACCACAGAUACACAGACAUGCUUUAUCAACAGUGGCCCCAUCUAUGGAUCAGUCUACGUGACAAUGUAUUAAAAACUGUCUUAAACAAGUCCAGUACAAUAUGUGAAGACAGGCCCGUAAGACACUUUUUUCCAAGGGGGGUGCGGUUUUUAGCUUACUAAAGAGAAUAUAAAAUUGUCAUUUUUUUGCCGCGUAAUCAAAUCGCGUAAGACAGAGGGGGGGGGGGUCAGUUACUCCCUAUAUUGGUUUGGAAUUAACAAAUGCAACUUCCAAACGUUCCAAUUGUUUCGUGGGGGGUAUGAGGAGUGGUCCACUCCCCCUAGAAAAUUUUACAGUUUUGAGAUGCUAUUUGGUGCUUUCUGGGCACUUUCAAUGUGUAAGUUUCUAAGUAGUACGCCACCACCACGGGAAUAAGAGUUGAGUGAAUAAAAAACUGAGCAUUCAGGGCCUAGGGGGUCUGGGGGUUCUCCCCCCAGGAAAAUUUUGAAAUUUGGUUGUAUUUGGAGCGAAUUUGCAACCAUCUGGUACGCCUGUGCGAUAUGAGUCAAUAAGAAAAAUGUGAAUUUUUUUUUCAAAUUCUUUUAGGGGUGUCAAAGAGGAUGAGAGGGUGAAGUGGGGUGGGGUGCCAGUAGGGGCGCAAGGG